Marchantia polymorpha subsp. ruderalis is the source of this 1799-nucleotide messenger RNA. The record is from the annotation of a GenBank genome assembly. Lineage: Eukaryota; Viridiplantae; Streptophyta; Marchantiopsida; Marchantiales; Marchantiaceae.
CCUCAUCGAGAGUGUCUGAACACAACUACGGCCCAUCUCGAAGAGACCUGUGGCAAACCUCUACUCGACCUCGAGUGAUGCACGAGUCUCUGAAAAACGAAACGGAUUGCUUGUAUAGUUCAGCUAGCUCCAUCCGUCAGGCUUCACACUGCCACGGACCCGGAGGCCUUGGACCGGAGCAACUCGUGAGCGGUAGAACCAAUUGCCAUGGACGUACGAGAUGGCUCGAGAUACGGAAGGCCGCCGUGUUUGGGUCCCUCAUUGUUGCCAAACUUUGUGGGCAUUGGUUUGAGUAAAACGGAAAUCCUCCGCAGGGCUUCGGUUUGGUCUCGCUGGGAGAGGACGGGGACGAGAAUCAAAGGCCUGCUGACUUCGAAGAGGCCGUUCAGCCGGGGAUGGAGGCGCACCCUCGCUGCACUGGCAGCCCCGAUUCGCCUUUCGGCUGAAGGUCAUCCGUCGCGCAUGCUUUCUUUCUGAGGGCCGUCGAAUUGCGGGGCGGGCACGAUGUGGGAAUCACAUGAGUCGAUCUACCGUCUGAUUCCUGAGGUCGUCGUUCAGCCUCCUAAGACUCCGCCCAUCCGCUCCCAGAAAGAUGAGAAAAUUUACAAGUUUAUGCUCAGGCUCGAAGAGGAGGCCCGGCAGAGACCCAGAGCAACAUUCGGGCACGUUCCGGGAUCUUUGUGUCCAAGAACUGACAAUUGGUUGAAAAAGCACUCGAAGGAGCCGAAAAUCGCAUACGGCGUGGACCGAUGCUCGGCCCACCAGAAAUACAAGGCCCUCGUUCCGCUCGGACCUCCGACUCAUGGUCUGAACAGCGGGAAGAACUGGAUCGAAGAGAAUGGAAAGACUGCGAUCAAGUCCAAGCCUCCCGUGGUGCCGGACCCUCCACCGCCCAUGGUGAAGAAGAAGAACAACGGCAGAACCCCGAGGUACCUUCUCAAGAGGAUCAAGAAUGCUCUGCAGAAGAUCGAGGAGGCAAGCUCACCAUCCGGAGAGGCCGGCAAGAAGUGCAAACAUCCGGAUUGUCGCAAGCUCGAAGAAGAUGAGAGGCAAGAACUCAUCAUUGCGCUCAAAUUGAAGUGGGAGAAACUGAACAGAGCUUAUCAAGCGUAUCCUUCCACUAUCGACACGGAGUCAAUGAAAUUCAGGAGAGAAGGGAUGGAAGAAGGACUGGCUCAGAUCGAGAGAGACGUGCAGCUGCUAUCACGACGAGUUGUCUUGAUAUCCGAGAGACCUCCUUCAACAUCACCGACCACGAGGAAGAAGGAGCAGCGCCAUCUGGUCAGUCGAGCUAUAGGAUAAUGUGUCUACGCAGAGGACCUCGUCAGGCAGCCUGGCUGCUGCUGGCAGGGUGUGGUUCAUGUCCAGCACAAUGGAGCUGUUCGUGUACUCUCCCAGUUUUGGAAUCCCCGUCUUCGAGAACUUUGUGGAUGCCAUCCAUAGCUUUGAGUAGCAUGUAGGCGUGGAUUUUGUAGCAUAGUCUAUUCAUGUUCAUGGGUUCAAGAAAAUCAAUUCAUGGAAUUUUUGAUCGAGGGACAUCCUUUGACACCGAGUCACAAACUGCUACUGGCUCAUCUUCCAUGAAAGCUUGGGUUUUGCAACUGGUGCGUCUGAAGAGCAACCAGCACCACCUCCUUUCUUACUCAAACUCUCGGUGGCGUGAAGACUUCUGUAUUAGCGGCAGAUGACGUGCUCAAUAAUCUCAUAAGAAGUCAUCACCACCACCAACAAUUGCUGGUGGGCUUGAACAAAAGUGUCAACUCUAUGCAUGCAGCAUUGGACUUGCUUUUUCGUGUUAC